Balaenoptera ricei (Rice's whale) is the source of this 2766-nucleotide messenger RNA. RefSeq names its product DNA damage inducible transcript 4 like (gene DDIT4L). The record is from RefSeq and is a predicted model, not a curated record. Bases 296 to 1012 code for a protein of 238 amino acids. Gene Ontology annotation, cellular component: cytoplasm. The transcript has 3 exons. Gene Ontology annotation, biological process: negative regulation of signal transduction. Lineage: Eukaryota; Metazoa; Chordata; Mammalia; Artiodactyla; Balaenopteridae.
ACCGCCCAAGACCAAGUUCCUCCCGCUAACGGGGCUCGCCAGGAACUGCUGCCUUUGCGAAUGACAACGGCUCCCAGAGCCCGGGAGGGUGGUGGAAGCAGCUAAAAUCCCACUAAUGGUUUUCUUUAGUUUCUUGGCAAACUCCCCUUCAUUCAAGCUGCCGGCGCUCUGGAGCCAGGUCUAAUUAGAAGGGUACCAGGCUCACCCUUCUCGCGGUGAAAACGCAUUAGUCAUAGAUGAAGCAGUACGAAGGGUGCCGGGGGUGCAGCGAAGACCCGAGGCUGGAGAGCCUCGGAUGCGGGAAGGCAAGCUAGAGCGGAGCGCGUGCGGGAGAGGAGGAUACAGAGACCCUGGGACGGGACGCGGAGUCGAGCUGACUCGCGCCCCGGAAAGGCCGUUCCGCCCCGCGAGGGAAACAGAGCCGUUGACCAUGGUUGCAACGAGCAGUUUGAGCAGUAAGAACCCGGCUAGCAUUUCGGAGUUGCUGGACCGUGGCUUCCACCCGGGGAACCUACUAAAUGAUUUUGACUACUGGGAUUAUGUUGUUCCUGAACCCAACCUCAACGAGGUGAUAUUUGAGGAGACGACUUGCCAGAGCUUGGUUAAAAUGCUGGAGAACUGUCUGUCCAAAUCAAAGCACACCAAACUCGGUUGCUCGAAAGUCCUUGUUCCUGAGAAACUGACCCAGAGGAUUGCUCAAGACGUCCUGCGGCUCUCCUCCACGGAGCCCUGCGGCCUGCGGGGCUGCGUUAUGCACGUGAACUUGGAAAUUGAAAAUGUAUGUAAAAAGCUGGAUAGGAUUGUGUGCGAUUCUAGCGUGGUGCCCACCUUUGAGCUUACCCUGGUGUUUAAGCAGGAGAACUGCUCAUGGAUGAGCUUCAGGGAUUUUUUCUUUAGUCGAGGUCGCUUCUCUUCUGGCCUCAGGCGAACUCUGAUCCUGAGCUCAGGAUUCCGACUUGUUAAGAAAAAGCUUUACUCCUUGAUUGGUACAACAGUCAUUGAAGAGUGCUGAAAGGGAAGCACUGGAAAGGGUCCUUUUUCUGACUGGGUAAUAACACUUCGCAGCGCUCCAUUAAAGUCAUUGUAGUUUGCCCUGCCUGCUCUUGGUAGGAAACCCCAAACUGAGUUCAUCUUCUUUCUAUUUCAUAUUCACGGCCACCCCAACUCAAGGGCUUAUCUGGGGACUUUUGAAAAAUGACCUACAAGAGAAGUACAUUGUCUACAUUUAUCACAGUUUUUACAAAAUGGAAUGGAAUGGAAUAAGGAGAAAAAAAAGAAGCAAUCCACUUUAGUUUUUUAUUUGACUCCACAAGUUUUCCAGGUAGUCUUGCUACUAGACUGUAUAAACCCACUUUGCCUAGUCUGAUUUUCAUAUGGCUAUUUUUCUGUACGUUUUUAGAGUGAUUCUUUCAAUCACAGAAUCUUAACUGAAUGAUGCUUAGCCCAUCAAAACUUGCAAAAGCUCAUACCACCCAUUUCCUGCCCCUACUCACAUGUUCUUAUACAGGAGGAUAGGAUUAAGUAGGUGAGCUUAAUUCAAACUUAACCCCACACAAAUGUGAAUAAGGAACGUCACAGUAAGAACAGAGUUACGUACUUCUCUGUCUCUCUGCAUCUUCUCCACUCUUCUGUUUCAAAGAGGUGGCAAAAGCUUGAGCUACCAUUUCAGUAACCACAGUAUUGUUUUAAAUAACUUUAUGGUACAAUAUAAGCUCAGUUUUUCUAGUUCUUAAGUAUUGAAUUUUAUCUUUAAGCUAGAAAAAUGGAAAAUGCUGAUUUGUUUGCAUGAAGUUGAUUACUUUUCCAUUGAGUGAAUGGUGAAUGUGUAUAAGGACGGGAAGUGAGUUCCGGUUCCUUUCUCAUUCACUUGAUAAUCUAGCAUCUUUUUGCUUUUACAUAUGCUUGAUCUCAGAAGAACCAUCUCAUCCUGUCAGUGUUAUCUCAUCCUUGGCCUCUCCUGAAAACUAAAGGAACUCGCCUUAACCUGAAUCUUCAAAGGAGAUAGCUGCACACUACCACUUUUAAUUAUUAAGAUGGGUCUAUUUACAAAGUGUCCUUUGACCAUGGGUAUCUGGUUUAUAGUACAGACUAGAGAAUGAAAGUCAUGAUCUAGAUAACCAGUGCACACACCCAGCUUUCUUCAUCCUUGGAUACCUGUCCCUAGGGAAAAAUAAAGGCCUUAUUUUUCUCUUGUUCCAACUAGCUAGAUCUUUUUCUUUUUAUGUUAAUGAGAGAACAUAACCUACACAUUAUCAUGUUCAUCCAGGAAGACCGUCACAUCCUUGCUGUAGGUCAUGGAUAAGGAGCUUAUUCAGGUCUCCUUAGCACCACCUUACAUACCUGAGGCCAGGGUUGUAGGGACCAUGGCUUCAUCCUGGUGUAAUUCAAAAGCAGGUGUGAUCCUGUUCCCAUAAAUGACCUAAAACUUCACUAUUCAAAUCAGCAAGUGUUCUAACAAAUUGAACUCUUCAAAUGCUUGGAAAGAUACCACAAAGCCAAUCUUACAGGACUGGGCCAGGAUAAGUCGAGUUGUUUUGCAUGUCUAUUAUUGUCCAGGGCUCUGAAGGUCACUGUAAUUGUGUGGGCGAGGAGUCUCUGGCAUGGAUGUAGAACUGUUGUCCUUUUUCCACUAACAGUUGUCUUUGACCCUCUUGUCUUUUACACUCACAAAAUAGUGGUGACUUAUAGAGACUCUUAAGUUAAUAUUCCUGUUAAAGGAAAUUAAAGUUUGUCUAUUUUUGACAAUAAAGCAUCAUAUAUUUUUAA